Messenger RNA from Sesamum indicum (sesame), 537 nucleotides. RefSeq lists its product as uncharacterized. Lineage: Eukaryota; Viridiplantae; Streptophyta; Magnoliopsida; Lamiales; Pedaliaceae. The record is from RefSeq and is a predicted model, not a curated record.
AUGGCUAAAGAAUUGGAUGUUUUGAAACUGCAACCGGGAGGUAAUCCAGGGAUUAGCCUGGUAACCAUACUAUUCGAUGGAACAAACUUUCUCUCAUGGAGCCGUUCCAUAAAGUUGGCACUCACUGCAAAGAUGAAACUCUCCUUCAUUAAUGGAGAAAAUAAAAAACCAGAAAAGAAUGCAAAAGAAUUUGAGCAGUGGAUAAGAACCGAUUCUAUGGUGGCUUCAUGGAUAUUGAAUUCCAUCAAGAGAGAGAUAGCAGAUUGUUUCAUGUACACAAAUACAUCAAGAGCACUAUGGAAAGAACUGAAAAACAGAUAUGGCCAAAGUAAUGGGCCAAUGGAGUAUCAACUCAAGAAGGAAUUAAGUGCUGUCAUUCAAGGGACAAUGCCCUUGUUUGCAUACUUCUCCAAGAUCAUGAGAUUAUGGGAUGAACUUUCUUGUAUCACUCCCACACCUAGCUGUACCUGUGGCAACUGCACCUGUGGAGCAUCAAAAGAAUCUGCAAGAAUUAAAGAAAAUGAUCAGCUCAUUUAA